Messenger RNA from Capronia coronata CBS 617.96, 1899 nucleotides. RefSeq lists its product as uncharacterized. The coding region runs from base 1 to 1899 and encodes 632 amino acids. The transcript has 5 exons. The record is from RefSeq and is a predicted model, not a curated record. NCBI's taxonomy places the organism in Eukaryota, Fungi, Ascomycota, Eurotiomycetes, Chaetothyriales, Herpotrichiellaceae.
AUGGCUUCCUCUGCUCCUCCAUGUGCCGGCGCCCAGCCUCGCGGGGUUGAUAAGGACCUCGAUGGCAGUGCCACUGCACUCCAGCCGUUCUAUGCAAACGGCUACGACAUGGCCUUGAGAUUCAAUACCGAUGGACUUGGCAACACCUACAUCGGCAUUGUCAUCGCGUGGACGUGUCUCUUGCUCCCUGCCGCCAUCUUCCUCAUCCGUCACCGAAACCUGCCUUAUCUGCGCAUGCGCAAUAUCCCGCUUGCAAUCAGUGCAGUCGCUACUCUUCACGUCUACUGGGUUCUUUGUAUGAUUGCAUAUGUCCUGAAUGGAUAUUUCCCAUGCGCCACGGAAUACUGGAUCAUGAGCAUUUACCUGCCGCUGGGGAUUGCUUUAUUCCAUGCGACAAAUACUCAACUGCUCUCCAUAGCCACGGCCCAAAAGAGAUAUGCCCGAGGUGAUGCCCUGCUGGAGCCGCAACUGUCAAGGAAACCAACUGCACGAGGUUGGCGGAAGUGGUGGGAAACUCUGAAGGCAUAUAAUGCCACAAAGAACACCAUGGCAUGGAUCGGAAUGGGUAUGCUUGUGCAACUUUUCGUCACCUUGUUUGUAUUCCUCAUAUCCCGAAAGUUUCACCCUAGCUUUGGCAUCACGGGAGUGGUGACCUCAAGGGCCGCCUGCCGAAGAGGAUGGGAAUGGUGGCCUUCAAUUGCCUGGCAGCUCUUUUGGGCCUGGGUUUAUGCCCCUAUUCUUCUUUGGCGAGUCCGUGGAAUUGACGAUGUUCAUGGCUGGCGGUCACAAACUGUGGCUUGUGUCAUUGCUGGAAUGCCUGCCUCCCCAAUGUGGUUGAUUGCACUUUACGCCAGUCCCAUGAAAGCAGUGAACAAAUACUUUGCUCCACCUUUAUGGUUCUCUGCCUCUAUUGUGAUCAUGCAAGCGUGCGUGAUAUUCGUGCCAUUUUGUCAGAUCUUCAAGAACCGAAAGCUUGAAAGGGAAACACGAGAAAUCAUUGCAGAAUGGGAAGAGAAGAACAAAACAGAUGGCUCCUUCACCUCCAGUUCGACAAAAGUCGAAGCCCGGUCAAGAUUCACAAGUCGCCAGUCUGUCAAAAGCACCACCAACAGUCGUCAAGGGGAGAUGUACACCAUGAGUGCCCUAGAGAAGACUCUGCAAUUGAACCCGUCCCCUCUACUCAUGUUUUCGGCAUUGAAAGACUUCUCCGGAGAGAACAUCAGUUUCUUGAUACACGUGCGUCAAUGGAAAGCGAAUUGGAUGUCUGCGAGUCCCCGCUCCGGCUUUCUACGCAAACAGGAACCCUCGAAACCUCACGAUCCAGUCUUGAUCCGUCAACAAUUCCAACUGGCCGUCGGCAUCUACGCUUCGUUCGUCAGCUUAAGGUACUCGGAAUUCCCCAUCAACAUUUCGUCUGCUCAUCUCCGAGACCUCGAAGGCGUUUUCGAACAAUAUGCUUCCCUGGUCUGCGCCGAGCCAGCCGCCAAUGCCGCGACUCCGUUCGAGAACCAUUGGUCUUCCAACUUCUCAGAUGACCUGGAAAGUCAAGGCGGCAAGGACGGAUUAUCCAUCGUGUCGACGGCGGUCGGUGAAGGUGCACGGGACGAGCUGAUGAAGCCUGACUCAGAGCGUGUCGGCCAGUUGCAGGAGCUCAAGAUGACCAAUUUCGGCGACCGACUUCCUUCCAACAUUGGAAUUCCCGACACAUUCGGUCCCAACGUCUUCGACAAGGCUGAGCUCAGUAUCAAAGAGUUGGUCUUGACCAAUACUUGGGCCAAAUUCGUCAAAGCCGGGUUCGCGCAGAACACUACUCAGGAAGGCUUCGCCGCACGGUUUCAAGCAGCGGUCGAAUCCUGUCGACGCAGACUUCCCAAAGUCGGCGGUCGCUUUCGAAGAUGA